AGCUCGGUGCACGGCGCGCUGAUUGGCUGAAUCCGCCACGCGGAGCGGCUGGGCGGUGCAUGGGGCGCGCGGACUGAGGUGACGGGCGGCUUUUCUUAGUUUUAGUGAGGACGGGCGCAUGUGGGCGCUUUGCUCGCUGUUGCGGUCCGCGGCUGGACGCACCAUGUCGCAGGGACGCACCGUAUCGCAGGGAUCCGCCCGCCGCCCGCGGCCGCCCAAGGACUCGCUGCGGCACCUGCGCACGCGAGAGAAGCGCGGCCCGGCGGGGUCCUCGGGCGGCGCGAACACCGUGUACCUGCAGGUGGUGGCAGUGGGCAGCCGGGACGCGGGCGCCGCGCUCUACGUCUUCUCCGAGUUUAACCGAUAUCUCUUCAACUGUGGAGAAGGCGUUCAGAGAGUCAUGCAGGAGCACAAGUUGAAAGUUGCUCGCCUGGACAACAUACUCCUGACUCGAAUGCACUGGUCUAAUGUUGGCGGCUUAAGUGGAAUGAUUCUUACUUUAAAGGAAACCGGGCUUCCAAAGUGUGUACUUUCUGGACCUCCGCAACUGGAAAAAUACCUCGAAGCAAUCAAAAUAUUUUCUGGUCCAUUGAAAGGAAUAGAACUGGCUGUGCGGCCCUACUCUGCCCCCGAAUACAAGGAUGAAACCAUGACAGUUUACCAGAUCCCCAUAUACAGUGAGCAGAGGAGUGGAAAGCACCAACCAAGGCAGAGUCCAGAAAGGCCUCUCGGCAGGCUCAGCCCAGAACGAUCUUCAGACUCCGAGUCAAAUGAGAAUGAGCCGCACCUUCCCCAUGGUGUUAGCCAGAGAAGAGGGGUAAGGGACCCUUUCCUGGUCGUAGCUUUCAUCUGUAAGCUUCACUUAAAGAGAGGAAACUUCCUGGUGCUCAAAGCAAAGGAGCUGGGCCUCCCCGUUGGGACAGCUGCCAUCGCUCCCAUCAUUGCUGCUGUCAAGGAGGGGAAAAGCAUCACUCAUGAAGGAAGAGAGAUUUUGCCUGAAGAGCUGUGUACUCCUCCAGAUCCUGGUGCUGCUUUUGUGGUGGUAGAAUGUCCGGAUGAAGGCUUCAUUCAACCCAUCUGUGAGAAUGCCACCUUUCAGAGGUACCAAGGAAACGCAGAUGCCCCCGUGGCCUUGGUGGUUCACAUGGCCCCAGAAUCUGUGCUUGUGGACAGCAGGUACCAGCAGUGGAUGGAGAGGUUUGGGCCUGACACCCAGCACUUGGUCCUGAAUGAGAACUGUGCCUCAGUUCACAACCUUCGCAGCUACAAGAUUCAAACCCAGCUCAACCUCAUCCACCCAGACAUCUUCCCCCUGCUCACCAGUUUCCCCUGUAAGGAGGAGGGCCCCACCCUCAGCGUGCCCAUGGUUCGGGGUGAAUGCCUCCUCAAGUACCAGCUCCGUCCCAGGAGGGAGUGGCAGAGGGAUGCCAUUAUUACUUGCAAUCCUGAGGAAUUCAUAGACGAGGCGCUGCAGCUUCCCAACUUCCAGCAGAGCGUGCAGGAGUACAGGAGGAGUGCACAGGAUGGCCCAGCCCCAGGAGGGCUGCAUGCUGGCUCGCUUUUGACCCAAAGGGACGGAUUGUUUCACAUGGAUUUUUUCACAGAGAAAAGAAGUCAGUACCCAGAAAUCGUCUUCCUUGGAACAGGGUCUGCCGUCCCGAUGAAGAUUCGAAAUGUCAGUGCCACACUUGUCAACAUAAGCCCCGACACGUCUCUGCUACUGGACUGUGGUGAGGGCACGUUUGGGCAGCUGUACCGUCAUUACGGAGACCAGGUGGACCGGGUCCUGGGCAGCCUGGCUGCCGUGUUUGUGUCCCACCUGCAUGCAGAUCACCAUACGGGUUUGCUAAAUAUCUUGCUGCAGAGAGAACGAGCCUUGGCGUCUUUGGGAAAGCCACUUCACCCUUUGCUGGUGGUUGCCCCCACCCAGCUCAAAGCCUGGCUCCAGCAGUACCACAACCAGUGCCAGGAGGUCCUGCACCACAUCAGUAUGAUUCCUGCCAAAUGCCUUCAGGAAGGGGCUGAGAUCUCCAGUCCUGCAGUGGCAAGCUUGAUCAGUUCGCUGUUGGGAACAUGUGAUUUGGAAGAGUUUCAGACCUGUCUGGUGCGGCACUGCAAGCAUGCGUUUGGCUGUGCGCUGGUGCACACCUCUGGCUGGAAAGUGGUCUAUUCCGGGGACACCAUGCCCUGUGAGGCUCUGGUCCGGAUGGGGAAGGAUGCCACCCUCCUGAUACAUGAAGCCACCCUGGAAGAUGGUUUGGAAGAGGAAGCAGUGGAAAAGACACACAGCACAACAUCCCAAGCCAUCAGUGUGGGGAUGCGGAUGAACGCGGGGUUCAUCAUGCUGAACCACUUCAGCCAGCGCUACGCCAAGGUCCCCCUCUUUAGCCCCGACUUCAACGAGAAAGUGGGAAUUGCCUUUGACCACAUGAAGGUCUGCUUUGGAGACUUUCCAACAGUGCCCAAGCUGAUUGCCCCACUGAAAGCCCUGUUUGCUGGCGACAUUGAGGAGAUGGAGGAGCGCAGGGAGAAGCGGGAGCUGCGGCAGGUGCGGGCAGCCCUCCUGUCCAGGGCUCUGGCAGGCGACCUGGAGGAUGGGGAGCCCCAGCAGAAACGGGCCCACACAGAGGAGCCCCAGAGCAAGAAGGUCAGAGCCCAGUGAACAUGUGGGAGUGACGCUGAACUCUGAAGGCUGUGUGUCUCCUGCCCCACGCACACACCCGUAUCUGCCCUCCUUACUGGUAGAAGCUGAAGAGCACAGUCCACCCAGGAGGCAGCUCAGGAUAGGUGGUAUGGAGUUGUGCCGAGGCUUGGACUCCCAGAUAAGCACUAGUCUAUAGACGCCUCUUAGGACUGGUGCCUGGCACAGCCGCGGAACAGGAGGCUGCUACACGGAAGCAAGCAAAUGAACUGAUUUCAUUUCAAGACAGUAUUUAAAGAAGUCAUGGAAACAGAUGGCAGCACCUUUCCUCUCAUCCAGCAAAGUGAUUCCCUGCACGCCAGAGACGAGCAGAGUCGCAGGAACACUGGGUCUAAGUGUCCGAGACUCAACGAAAAUAGUAUUUCAGCUGCAAUAAAGAUUGAGUUUG
Molecule: messenger RNA, 3089 nt
Organism: Piliocolobus tephrosceles (Ugandan red Colobus)
Lineage: Eukaryota; Metazoa; Chordata; Mammalia; Primates; Cercopithecidae
Gene: ELAC2
Product: elaC ribonuclease Z 2
Exons: 24
Coding region: 119-2662 (847 amino acids)
Biological process (GO): mitochondrial tRNA 3'-end processing
Cellular component (GO): mitochondrion
Molecular function (GO): 3'-tRNA processing endoribonuclease activity
Source: RefSeq, a predicted model, not a curated record